Bemisia tabaci is the source of this 5841-nucleotide messenger RNA. RefSeq names its product WD repeat-containing protein 26. The record is from RefSeq and is a predicted model, not a curated record. Gene Ontology annotation, molecular function: protein binding. NCBI's taxonomy places the organism in Eukaryota, Metazoa, Arthropoda, Insecta, Hemiptera, Aleyrodidae. Gene Ontology annotation, cellular component: GID complex. Gene Ontology annotation, biological process: proteasome-mediated ubiquitin-dependent protein catabolic process.
GCUUGGGUUUCUUCUCUUGGAGAAACGCAUGCGUGACGUCAUCAAAACAUUGCACAGCUGAGUGACAACUGAAGCUGAAGCCCUGUGUGAUCAGCGAUCGUUUCUGCUGUGAGAAUUUGUGAAUUUCUUUGGAUAAGGUCGGAGAACUGGACGAAAUUUCAUCACGGCGACGCGCUAGCAAGCCUGGCCUCGAGCGGGGAGUCCGACGACGGUGGGCUAGCUCCGCCACCGCGUAAAAAAUCUCGCCCUUCCACUGGAGCUACGAUGCAGCAAGCUGCAAAUGGCUGUUGUGAACACAAUGGGGCAGCCGAGGAAGAUCUCCAAGAAAGCACCUCCGCCUUCCAGCAAAACGGCAUGGAUGCCCAGCCGGACAGCAACGGCAUUAACGGGGACGUCUCCACCAAAGUCAUCGGCAAAACGGACCAGGAAAUCGUCAGACUCAUCGGCCAGCACCUCAGGACCAUUGGACUCAACCGCACAGCUGAUCUGCUGAUGCAAGAGUCGGGAUGCCGACUUGACCACCCUGCUGCUGCCAAAUUCAAACAGCACGUAAUGGAUGGUGACUGGAGUAAGGCUGAUCUCGACUUGAAUGAACUUGAAGCGCUACUUGACAAUUCAAAAUAUAGUCUGGCGGAAAUGAAAUUUUUGAUCUUAGAGCAAAAGUAUCUGGAGUAUCUUGAGGACGGAAAAGUUUUAGAUGCACUUCAUGUCCUUAGAAAUGAGCUAACACCUCUACAGCAUAACACAGAAAAAGUUCACGAGUUGAGCAGUUAUAUGAUGUGUAGUGGAAGGGAAGAACUGAUGGCCCGUGCAAGAUGGGAAGGUAAAGGGUUGCAAUCACGAACAACCUUGAUGGAUCGCCUACAAGAAUUUUUACCGCCCACUGUAAUGUUACCUCCUCGAAGGCUUCACACUCUUCUGUCGCAAGCUGUGGAGCUACAGAAACAGAGGUGUCCCUAUCAUAACACAGAAAGCCAAGAAACAAUGGAUAAUAUUUCUCUACUUGUAGAUCAUUUGUGUUCAAGAAAUCAAUUCCCUUGUAAAUCAAUUCAAGUCCUCACUGAUCACUGUGAUGAAGUUUGGUUCUGCCGAUUUUCGCCUGAUGGUCUGAAACUAGCAACUGGUUCAAAAGAUACAACAGUUAUAAUUUGGGAUGUUGAUCCUGACACGUUAACCUGCUCACAUCGUACAACACUAGAGGGACACUCUUAUGGUGUAGCUUAUCUAGGAUGGUCACCAGACAGCACUCAUCUGAUAGUGUGUGGACCGGAGGAUUGUCCUGAAUUGUGGAUAUGGAACGUAGAAACAGAGGAGUUGCGGAAAAAAGUCACUCACUCUCCCGAAGACUCCCUUACCUCUUGCUCAUGGCAUCGUGAUGGCAAGAAGUUUGUCACAGGGGGAAUUCGAGGCCAAUUUUAUCAGUGUGAUUUAGAAGGAACUGUCUUGGAUGCAUGGGAAGGAGUUCGGGUGAAUUGCGUAUGGUGUAGAUCUGACGGUAAGACAGUUCUAGCUGCAGAUACGCAUCAUAGAGUUCGAUCAUACGUUUUUGAUGAACUCACUGAAACAAACAUAUUACAAGAAGAUCAUCCUGUGAUGGCAUUCACUGUGAAUCAAGCCGACCGCCUUGCGCUUCUCAAUGUUGCUACACAGGGCGUUCACCUGUGGGAUCUGCAAGACAAGUGCCUCGUUCGAAAAUUCCAAGGAGUUACUCAGGGUCAUUUCACAAUUCACAGUUGUUUCGGUGGAGUCAAUCAAGAUUUUGUCGCCAGCGGUAGUGAAGAUCACAAAGUGUACAUAUGGCACAUCAAAAAAGAACUACCUAUCGCAACGCUAUCUGGGCACACGAGGAUUGUCAACUGCGUUGCAUGGAACCCUGUUUAUCAUCAGAUGCUCGCGUCAGUUUCUGAUGACUGUACAGUUCGGAUCUGGGGACCGGAUGACAAAUAUCGAACCAAAAAACAAUCUGCUUCUGCAGGCGAUAGCUCAUCAAAUGGGAACUCAUGGCACGAAUCUCGCUCAUAGUAUUUUUAAAUCUUGGAUCUUUUUGUUGAUAUUUCUUCCUCAAUUCUGUUGGUUGUUUUUCUCAAUUUGUAUUUAUUUAUUUAUUUUUUUUUUUUAAAACUUGGAUCACCAGUUGUUUUUAGAUAACUUAACUGGUAUCAAAAGACUUUCUUCCUGUACUUUUUCUCUUUCCUUUCUGUAAACUGAUCUUUAUCUAGAUGUGAAAAGCGACAAAUUAUCUUCCUUGCAGAAGAAGAGACAGUUGUCCUCCGUUCUCAGUAGUCAUGAAAUCCGUGAAAGCAUAAAUGUCACCGAUGUGUCUGUAAGCAUUAAAUUCUGAUCUGAAUAGACUUUAAAAAAAGGAAAGGUCAAAAAAAAAAGAGGAGGGGGGACUAAUUGAAGGGCUCAAAUUUAAGCUCUCAUCGACAAGGACCAAAGUAUGGCUUCUCAUACCAAAUAGCAAUUAGGAAAGCCUGAACUUUUUGCCAGUCCAAUAUUCUCCUCAAAAAGUUAUAGUAGGUUGUCACAUCCUUUAAACUAGUAAUAUUACUUUAAAUGUUGAACAAAUUCAAAUACCAUGUACGAUGUUAUUUGACAGGUCUUGAUUUUAUUUAUGGGGAUCCAUGAGAGAGAUAAAUCCAUCUGAGAUCUAUCCAUGAUAUAGUUCAAGAUUUUGGCUACAGUUCUGAACUUUAAUUAUAAGAAUUAUUCAAACGAAUAUUGCACUGAUCUUGGACGUCCAUCGAGUCUGUUUAGCUUGUAGAUGGAUUGAAAUGCGAUGAGUUAUUUUUGGCAAUUAUGGGUAAAAAAAAUAAUAAAUAUAUUGAACUCUUAAAAAUAAUUCGUAAAUGAGAAGUAUCUCUUGUUUUACUGUGGAUGUCAAACACACAUGUAAUCCUGCAAUUAUUGCUCUUUAAUUGCAAAUGACUACUGCAAAUUCAACUGUUCCUUCAUUCGCCAUAAACAAUACAACACAGUUUUCUAAAACCUGGCCAGUCAAAAGUUCUAACUGCAUUUUAGGCGAUACUUUUUGGUCUUGGAUUCUCGAAUAAUCUUUUCAAUCAAUUCUGUGGUCUGAAAAAGGAAAAGACUUAAAUCAUGGCGGACUCAACUAACGUAUGCUUUGAAUGAUUUAAUUAAAAGAUUUUAUUAACUGACUCGUGUAAACCUGCUUUUCUGGUCAGUUUAUGUGACCUAUCAAAUUUGACCUCAUGUUUCCCGGAGUAAAUUUUUCUCAGGACAGGAAUGAGUUCUGAAAGUCUAAAUUUUUUGUCAGAGCUCCUUGCUCUCUAUCCUGCAUUGUAAAAUGCAUUAUUGAGUUAUCUCCUUUUUUUACGCACCGCAUUGUUAAGAGCUUGGCCUGGUUGAUGAUUUCGCGAAAAUUAUUUGUGCCAUUGAAAUUAAGUUAGGUUAGCUCUGUUCUUAUGUUAUGAUAUCAAAUCCUUUAAAGCCGUUUGACUAUUUACAGUGAAGUCUAGAAUUACUCUCAUCCAAAAAUAUUUAAGGGGAGGAGACAGAUACUUCUUUCUUAGAUUAAAUAAAGUUAAUAAUCUUGAAAGGAACUAAUACAAAAAACUAACACCCCUUCACAAAAUUAGUUAAGGUGGAUCAUAAUCACUUUAGAAAUUGAUGUGAUAGUUGAUCAAUCAAUCGAAAAUUUUUGGAUUUUAGGAAAUUUCUUGAAAAAUCUCUUAGUAUCAUGUCUUACUGAAGUCUGUCAGGUGUUCACACACAAGGCUUAGCCUUGAAGCAUUUUAAAAAUAUGUCUUGAGUGAAUGUUGCAAAUUGAAAGGCAUAAUGAUUUGCGAUAUACACUGGGAACGCACUUUGAAAGCUAUGCAUUUCAAAAUUUUUCUCGGUGAAAACUUGUGGACCAACACCGGACAGACUAUAGCAUGAUGUGACGCUUGGAGAUAUUUGAAGAAAUGUCUUAAUACCCAGAAUGUCCACAAUAAUUGAUGAUAAUGAUCUUCAAUUGAUCUAUCCACUGUGAAAUUGUUCACUAAAGUGUUGAAGAUCCAAUUUCACAUCAUGAGAAAUCUUUUUCCCAAAUCUAUUGCCACUUUUAUCUGUAACUGCGUCAUUUUUUUAGUAUUGUUCCAAUCUGGUUAUUCGAAUUCAAGGCAAUUUUACAUUCGUGUUGACUGUCAGUCAAAUGUCAAUGUCUACCGUUUGUUCCUCUUGGUGUGCAUUCCGUGAAAUCUGAAGCGUUCCAGCUUAGACAUUACAGAAAAAAAUUGGACCAUAGACUCAUCUGUUCUUAAUACAUUAAAUUAAGCAUCAAUAAGUCAUUGGCAAAUUAUAUCAACUAUUCUAAGGCUCAAAGGCAUUAUUAUUUCAAGGAAAUGGUUUGAAAGAGGACUGUUUAUAUUUCUUGAAGUGACCAAGUGUAUUUCUGCUUUGUAUUUUGUUGACACACUAAUUAAAAAGCUAUUGUGAUGUGAUCUAACAUUUUUUAAAAAGUAUCUAAUUAUAUGUAAGAAAAACAACCACAUUUGCAUGAAGAUUUCAUAUUUUUCAGAAAUAUUGCAGAAAGAAGUGCUUUUGCUCUGUUCACGUCUCAUGACUUUCCUGAUUAAAUUUUACUUGCCAAUAGUAAAUAAGUACAGAAGUAGUUUCUUAGCUAUCAGUGCAAACAUGGUGCUCCCAUUUUGAAAUCUUUUUAGGUAGCAUGAUUGAAAAUUCAUCAAUCUGAAAGAGUUUGUUUCACUUGAAAAAUAAUCGGAUUCAUUGUGCUCUCUCUGCAUUUUUGGGCAGCAACAUGUUGUGGGUAGAGGAUCCUUGACUUAUGAAACAUUACAAUUUUUUUGGUGUCAUAGUUCAUGAGGACAGAUCUGCUUCUUAUAAGCACUAAGCUUCUCCCAAUAUUUCUAGAAGUUGGAAUUUCAAAGCAUAGUUUCAAGCAAAGUUUAGAAAAACAAAAGACAAAGAAAAAUGGUAAAAUUUUCAAGAUGAUGAAAAUACAAGUCUGUACAUGUUAAGGACUCUCUCCUCUCCUUGUGACAGGCCAAUUCAGCCUCGCUAUUCAGCUGCAAAGAAAAUUUUUCUCCCGUUUUCUGUUUAUUUUCAUUCAAAGGAAAGAUUAUCACAUGAGUGUGAUUGAUCAAACAUUCUUUAAAAUUUCUUCUUCAAAAAUUAAUAUCUACGAUCAAAACUUCAUCUGUUCAACAUUGAAUCACUAUUCCUUUUUUUACCUUCCUACCCUCUCAUGGAGCGUUCUUUUAUUUCGUCAUCAGUUUUUCUUUUCUCCACAAUCUUUUAACUCCAUCCAUCCUAGAAAGGGAAUAUUUUCUUUUUUUCUUUUUUGUUUAAAUGAGUGAACGAAACGAAAAUACAUGAAUAGUGAAUGUAUAAACUUAAAUUUAUGUGUGUAUAUUUCAUUAGUUAAAGAUUUAAUUUAAUGAUGGUAUGAUGUAUGUAGGUGAUCGUUGUUUGGUGUGCAGUUGCACGUUUGAACCAAGUGCCGUGCUCAGAAGGCACGAGAGACUAAUAUCGUUGAUUUUGCCAACUGUACAAAGUGUAUAAAGUGGCGUAAAUACAUUUUUAAUGUGUUUUUACUUCUGGCUUUUGAAUUGUCAGAAGUGAUUGUAAUGGUGACUUUCUUUAAUCAAUUAACAUUUUCCUCUUCCUGUUUUGACGGACUAUUGCAGUGGAAACUCUCGUGUUAUUAUACUUAAGACAGAUGGUACUAUGCAGUACUCAAAGGCAACCCCUUUUUUUGUGCAUGAUUUGUCAAGCUAAGUCACAUCGUGAACUCCGUGUUGAAAAGUUUUCUUCGCUUACUGAAAUUGGUUUGUGCAGAUCUAAAGUUUGUACUAUGCUGAUUCAGAAUCAACAAAA